AUGCCUCUUACACGAACUCACCAUCAAUCUGCCCCCCGUCGCUCCAUGUUCAGCUCUCGCCGACGUACCCCAGCCCGCACUCACCAUCACACCACAACUAGAACCACCACCACCACAACUACCAGAAAGCCUCGACGAGGCAUGUUUGGUGGUGGCUCUGCUGGACGACGUACCCAUGGUGCCGGUGCUGCCCCUGUCCACCAUCACCAACGCCGACCUUCUGUGAAGGACAAGGUCAGCGGUGCUCUUCUCAAGCUCAAGGGCAGCUUGACUCGCCGUCCAGGCGUCAAGGCUGCUGGAACCCGACGUAUGCACGGUACCGAUGGCCGUGGUGCUCGUCACCGCCGCUACUAG
This is a messenger RNA of Fusarium coffeatum, 354 nucleotides long. RefSeq lists its product as uncharacterized. The transcript has 2 exons. The record is from RefSeq and is a predicted model, not a curated record. The coding region runs from base 1 to 354 and encodes 117 amino acids. Lineage: Eukaryota; Fungi; Ascomycota; Sordariomycetes; Hypocreales; Nectriaceae.